Messenger RNA from Mugil cephalus (flathead mullet), 1941 nucleotides. It is a transcript of the gene kctd9b, whose product is annotated as potassium channel tetramerization domain containing 9b. The record is from RefSeq and is a predicted model, not a curated record. Gene Ontology annotation, biological process: protein homooligomerization. Gene Ontology annotation, molecular function: protein binding. Lineage: Eukaryota; Metazoa; Chordata; Actinopteri; Mugiliformes; Mugilidae. The coding region runs from base 116 to 1282 and encodes 388 amino acids. The transcript has 12 exons.
CUAGAAGGGAAACCGGAAAAGAGAUUGUUUUGUUUCCGAAGAGGGAUAAAAAACAAACUACUUUUAAUGGGAGAUUGUCCGAGCAGGCGACGCUCGGAUUGAUCUUAUUUUUGCGAUGAGAAGAGUCACGCUGUUUGUCAACGGAACGUCCACGAAUGGAAAGGUGGUGGCCGUGUACGGAUCCCUGGAGGAUUUACUGAGCGUGGCCAGCUCGAAGCUGGGAAUCAGAGCCUCUAGUGUUUACAACGGGAACGGCGGCCUCAUAGACGACAUCGCGCUCAUCAGAGAUGACGACGUGUUGUACAUCUCAGACGGAGACUCAUCUGAAGAACCUCAGGGAGACUUUGUUGGUCCUGAAGCAGGUCAGACUCACACCGACUGGUUGACGCUCAAUGUCGGUGGACGCUGCUUCACCACCACCCGGAGCACUCUGGUCAGUAAAGAGCCUGAGAGCAUGUUGGCCCACAUGUUCAGAGAGAAAGAUGUUUGGGGGAACAAACGCGACCCCCAGGGGGCGUAUCUCAUCGACCGGAGUCCGGAUUACUUCGAGCCCAUUCUCAAUUACCUGAGACACGGACAGCUGAUCAUCAACGAGGGCAUCAACCCGCUGGGCGUCCUGGAAGAAGCUCGAUUCUUCGGUAUCGAGGAGCUCGCUGAUCAACUGGAGACGCUGAUAAAGUCCACUCAGCCUCCUGAUGACCACUCUCCUCUGAGCCGUAAGGAGUUCAUCAGGUUCCUUCUGGCCACGACCACCAAGUCUGAGCUACGCUGUCAGGGUCUGAACUUCACCGGGGCCGACUUGUCCCGUCUGGACCUGCGCUACAUCAACUUCAAGAUGGCCAACCUGAGGGGCGCCAACCUGACCCACGCCAACCUGAGCGGCGCCAACCUGGAGAGGGCCGACCUGUCCAUGGCCUGUCUGGACGCCGCUAACCUCCAGGGGGUGAAGAUGUUGUGCACCAACGCUGAAGGAGCUUCACUGAGGAGCUGCAACUUUGAGGAUCCAGCAGGAAUAAAGGCCAAUCUGGAAGGAGCCAACCUGAAGGGCGUGGACAUGGAGGGCAGCCAGAUGACGGGGAUCAACCUGAGGGUGGCCACCCUGAAGAACGCCAAGCUGAAGAACUGCAACCUGAGAGGAGCCACGCUGGCCGGCACCGACCUGGAGAACUGUGACUUGUCCGGCUGUGACCUCCAGGAGGCGAACCUCCGAGGCUCCAACGUGAAGGGAGCCAUCUUUGAGGAGAUGCUGACUCCUCUCCACAUGUCUCAGAGUGUCCGCUGAGACAAAGCUUUAAACCUCGGCUUUAAAGCUCAGCUUUAAAGCUCAGCUCACCAAACCAGUCGCUUCCCUGUUACCUUCCGUUUCUUUUACGAGACAUUAAACCAGAACAUUCCAGCACAAAGAGUUUAACAUUCAGCUUCAUCAUAGUCACAAACCUUCCUCCUUCCUUCCUCCUUCCUUCCUCCUUCCUCCUUCCUUCCUUCCUCCCUCCUUCUCUAGACUCUUGAAUGUAGAGUUAAGCAGAUUUGUGAUUUUCAGAAACCUUUUUAUCUGAGUGAAUUAACUACUGUAACAUCAGAGUCUGAGACACUGAACAGAAAAGCAGAAAAGUGUAAAGGAGGAAACUAGACGUCUUCUCGGUGUUUGUGUUCAUGUGAUUUUAUUUUUUUUUAUCAUGUUUAAACCGUCCUGUUAAAUAUAUCCAGAGUGUUUUUAUAAAAGUCUAGAGUUGAGUUCAGGUCGUUCGGGAACAUGAAUCUGUUUCUUGACUGAACGUUUUUUGCUGCUGCAUUUCUCAUAUUUACGUCUCGUCCUGCUGAAAACGGUGGAUAAAUGUUUACACGUUUCUCUUUAAAUCUGAAUGUUUCUGGUAAAGUUGAGGUGCUAAAACUUUCCCUCCGUUCUCUGGUUGUUUGUGUUUAAUAAACGCUUUUCUUACA